GAACUUAGAGAGGUCAAAAUGGGCGUGUCGUGUUCUCGCUGGACUCUGGUCAUUAUCAACAGUGUAUUUGCUCUGCUAGGCCUGUGUUUAAUCAUCCUCGCCUGUCUCCUCAAAUUUGGAUCCAACAUGGUGGAAAACUACUUCAAGGAUAAACUGACCGGCACGCUCAAUUUCAUAAACUCUUCCGGGUCACGAGGCGAUAUGGCGACCUUUGACCUCGGUGAAUACCUCGGAAUUGUGGUUUACGUCAUGAUCGCUAUAGGCGUGCUGAUCCUCGUCAUCAGUUUAUGUGGUUGUUGUGGGAGUAUCGGGAAAAUCCGAUAUGUGUUGAUUGGCGUGAGAGACGUGAUUCGAGAACCACUUUUAAAAUCUUUACGUGAGGAAUAUAGAGGAAUUAACGGAACUGACGUCAUAACGACCGGAUGGAACUUCUUUAUGAUUGUUUUCAAGUGUUGUGGCGUCGACGACUACCAAGACUUCCAAUCGGCGUCGAAAUGGCAGCGGAGUUUAGCUCCACACAUCGCGUCAGCAGAGGGCAACAACCAGGGGACACAACCCCUGACAACACAACUGCUGACCUCCCCUGUGGCUUGCUGCAAAUGGAUGGGCGUGUUUCCGGAUGUCUCGUUGCCGAUGAAGAAUGAGCUGACAUGCGCACUCGAGCCGAAUAUUGACAAUUCGAAUAUGUAUAAGGGAUGUUUAAACGCCAUACUUGACUACGUGAAAGAAAAUGACCUGUAUAUAAGUAUAGGUGCAGCAGUUCUACUUGUUACUGAGUUACUUAUGCUUAUUGUGGACAUAAGGCUACUAAGGGCACUACGAGAUCGCAAAAGUUCCGUUACUGAGAUCAGCCGAAUGUUCAUAGAAGAGUGACCUUAUAAAUAGCCUAAUGUUUACAGAAGAGUGACCACUACAUAGCCGAAUGUUUUCAGAAGAUCGAUCCCUGCAUAGGCGAAUGCUUAUAGAAGAGAGACGAUUACAUGAGUGAAUAUUUAUAAAGA
Physella acuta is the source of this 1001-nucleotide messenger RNA. Its product is annotated as tetraspanin-18-like. The record is from RefSeq and is a predicted model, not a curated record. Gene Ontology annotation, cellular component: plasma membrane. NCBI's taxonomy places the organism in Eukaryota, Metazoa, Mollusca, Gastropoda, Physidae.